UGAGUGUUUUUGUCAGUUACUCGUUAACCGUCGUCCGUGCUGAACGUCUUAAAAGAAAUAAUCUCCUCGAUUCGUGUGUGAAUUUAUUCCUAUAUCAAAAGUGAAGCAACAAGUGGAUAUAUCAAGUGAAAAUUUUCAAAAAAAAGGGAGAGAGAAAAAAGCUGCCACAAAAAUUUUCGGCAUUUUUUUCUGUGAACCAGUCACAUUUAUGCAUGAAAUUGAUGAUUAUAGUGAUUAACUAUUAAAAGUGAAAUAUUUGUGCAAAAAAGGCAGUUUUAAAAUAAUUAAUGGAUAGAUAGGUGCACAAAAAAAAUUGGAUAUUUCAUGCGAUUGCCGACACUGUAAAAGCAAGAAGUGAACAUCGAAAGUAAAAGAUAGAGUAAGAGUGACGAGCAGACGGUAAUUUUUUUAAAAAAAAAGAUUUCGUGGACGUGCGUGUAUACUACGCGAUAGUAGUUAGUAGUUGUAAGUAGAUAGAGAUGGAAGGUAGCAUGGAUACAGACCAUAAAGAUUACGCUUUUAAGAAUGAAAUUUCACUAUCAAUUGGUGAUGACAGUAUAGAUUCCUCAGCAAUAUCAACACCAUCGACAGUUACACCACAAGCUGCACCAACACCAUCGCCAAGACAAAAUUCUACGGAAGACACAAAGCCAUUAACAGCAGAUAUGGCUGAUGAGAAGAAACCAGAGGGAAUUGAUAAUAAGGCAUUUGAAGCCACAGAAAAACCGCCACUAUCAUCAUUUGGCAAUGGUCAUAGUAAUGGAUUGAAUGAGACUGCAAAUGGUAAUGGCACGAAAAAUGGUCAAAUGAGUGACAAGAAAUUAGCAGAAGCUGUUAAUUUAGAAUUAAUUAACAUUAAUAGUAAUAAUAACAACAAUAUGAAAAAGCCAACAACAACGAAUGGCAAGCAGAGUAGUGAUCUUCCAAUGAAAAAGGACAGCGAUGUUGAGAUGGGUCGAAAGGAUGAUUCAUAUGAUGAAUAUUUCGUUCCCGUUAACGAGCACAGAAAAUAUAUGAGAGGUGAGAAAUUAUUUAUAACGAAGGACAAACGGGCCGAGACGAGAAGAAAUAAGUUGUGCUGGUUAUUGUGCAUUGGUAUUGUUGCAGCUGUGAUUAUUUUGGGUAUUUGUGCAGCAUCCGGAGUAUUCAGCUCGUCUGAUUCGCCUGUUGAAGCAAGACAAUUUGGUGAUAAAAUAAAUAAUACGGAACUUCAUGGAGCUGGCAUUGGUGGAAUUCCUUCCGAAAAGCAACCGGAGACAACAAUGGGUACAACAACAGUUUCAUCGACCACUACAACCACUGAAUUUUCAACACAAGAUCCAUUUUUAGAUAGCAUAGUCUCGUCAUCUGUUGCACCUGUUGAUGAAGAAAUAUCUUAUGUUCCUAAUUCAUUGGAAGGCCAAAUAACAUUAUCAAAUGCUGAAUUUUCACCGGAAUACAAUGAUGAGAGAUCACCUGUUUACAAGAAAUUGAUUAAAGACUUGGAGAAUGAAAUCAAGAAUGCAUUAUCACAAAAUGGCAAUGAGGAAUUCUUUGUAAAAAUCAUUGGAUUGAAAUCUGGAUCAGUUGUUGUUGAUUAUCGUGUCAGUUGGAUGCCACGUGAUUCACAGUUAACUCCAGAAGAAAUGAUGCAACGUGUUAAGAACUUCCUUCAUGCACACAAUCAUGAAUUUAUGUCUCGUUAUCAUGUUAAUGAAAAUACAUUAAGAACAGCACGAGUGCCUGAUCGAUGUGUAUCAUCAGAAAGAAAUGGAUGUGAUUUUGAUUGUGAAUUUAAUUCUGCUAUUGUCGAUUUCAAGUGUCUUUGUCCAUCUGAUAGAGUUUGGGAUGAUGACUGGAAGGAAUGUAUCGAUGAAAAAACAGACUCAGUCUACACUUCCGACGCUGUAAGUGAACCCUCUUCUGAACCAGCAAGCGAGCCUGCAUCAGAACCAACUAGUGAACCAGCAAGCGAGCCAGCUAGUGAACCUACCUCAGAGCCUGCAAGUGAACCAAGUUCUGAACCUUCUAGUGAACCAAGUUCUGAACCUUCUAGUGAACCAAAAUCUGAACCAGAACCUACUAGCGAACCAAAAUCAGAGCCUGCAAGCGAACCAAGUUCCGAGCCAGCUAAUGAACCAGCCAGCGAGCCAAAAUCCGAACCAGAACCUACAAGUGAACCAAAAUCAGAGCCUACUUCCGAAGCAACAAGUGAGCCUAUUUCCGAACCAACAAGUGAGCCUGUCUCCGAACCAACAAGCGAGCCUGCUUCAGAGCCUAAUAGCGAACCAAGUUCUGAACCAUCAAGUGAGCCUAAGUCUGAACCAGAGCUAUCAAUUGAGUCCAAGUCUGAACCAGAACCAUCAAGUGAGCCAAAAUCAGAACCAGAGCCAUCAAGCGAACCAAAAUCCGAACCAGAGUCAUCAAUUGAGUCCAAGUCUGAACCAGAACCAACAAGUGAGCCCAAGUCAGAACCAGAGCCAUCAAGCGAACCGAAAUCCGAACAUACAAGUGAACCUGCUUCAGAACCAACAAGCGAGCCAGCUAGUGAACCAACAAGUGAGCCAGCUAGUGAACCUACAAGCGAACCAGCCUCAGAGCCAUCAAGUGAACCCACAUCAGAACCAAAGAAUGAAACAGAAGUAGAAUUAGAAAAGUCAAAAGUUUAUCUUGGAGAAAAGAAAUCAAAAGUACUAGACGAAGAAGAACACCAGGAAGAAUCAACUAAAUCAAACAAACCAGUAACUGAAGAUAUCGAGGAUAUUCCAAGACCAACAGAAAGCUUUGUUUCAGCCUUUCAUGGAAGAAAUCAAGGCGGUGUAAAUAUUUUUGACAUGAACUCGACAGUACAAGAUGCCGUUAAUGCUACAACAACAACUAUAUACUCCACGACAAGUCCAAUUAAUUUAUGGCCAACAGAAAAUAUGCACGAGUCACAUGACAUGUCACCAUUCUUGCCAGAGACUGAAAAUUCACAACAUAAGACUGAACAAAAGAGUUAUUCAGUGACUGAAAAUGUAUCAGAAGGUGAUAAUGCGCCACAUGAUCAAUCGCCAUUCCUUCCAGAGUCUGAAAACAAGCACAUCUUAGGUGGAUCACAAACAGCAGAGGAAUCUGAUGAAACGUUAAAGAAAAAUGUGACUGAAAAAACAGAAGACUCAAAAAUCAUCAAUAUUGUUCCAAUUCGUCUAGAGACAACCACUUCAACGGUAUCUAAUGAGUCAUUAACAAAGGAAGAUGAGGAAACAACCACAGAAGAACAAAAGUCAACUGAAACAGCUGUAAAAUUAGAUGAGAAUGUAGCAUCACCUAUUCCUGAAAGUUCAACAGCAUCACAAGUACCAACUGAGUCAACAAGUACGACAACAGAAGAAUCUAAGAAUGAAGACAUAGCAAGGCCAAAAAGUGACGAAGACGAAGCAGUUCCAAAAGAGGAAGAGAAUGACGAAAACGAAAAUAUUUUCGGUGAAGAAGUAGAAAAUGAAAAUGAGGAAGAGGUAAAGGUAUCAGCAGAAAGUACAACCGCAGCUCAUGUUGAAAACAUCACCGAAACCGAAAAAAUUGAUGUCCCAGCACACACAGAACCAACAGUUAUAAAAGAGUCUUCAGAAUCACCAGCACCAACAAGUGAAACUAUUCAAGAAACAACUUUCGGUGAAAAAUCAGAAGUUCCAUCAUCAAUUGUUGAAGUUAAUGUAACAAAAGUUGAAUCAUCAUCUGCAUUGUUUGAAGUUCCAACAUCAUCCACAACAGAAUCAGAAAAAGUACAAGAGAUAUCAUCGACUACUGAAGAAAUUUUGAACACAAAAGAUGAGACUUCAACUACAGAACCUCAAGCAUCGUCCACAACAGAAGCUCCUUUAUCAACAACAGAAGAAGUAAAAUCAAUCAUAACUGAAGAAUCAACAUCAGAAAAACCACAAACCACAACAACUCCAUUGGAAGUAUCAACAAGCGUAAAACAAGUCGAUGAGGGUGCUUUGGCUAGAUCAAAGAUUAAGUUGACUGACUUUGCUCAUCCUGAAGAUGAUUUACAGGAAAAUGAUAAUUUACUUGAAGUCCUUCCAUUAAAAUCUAAAAAUAUUGAGUUGGCAACAACAACAGAAGCAAGCUUACAACAAACUAGAGAAAAUGAAGUUACAGAAAAGACAGAAACUACCGGUAAUUUUUUAGAACAAACGACGUUUCCUUCGGUUAAGCCUGAAUCGGACGAAGCGUCGUUAAACUCUCGUAAUGCAAAGGAAAUAUCCGAUUUUGAUGAGGACAAGCAAACAAUUAAGGAUGAAGUUAAGGAAGCAAUUGAAAAAUUAUUUAAACCUGGAUUCCUUGAAACUGUUGAUUCAUGUCCUGAAGAUAAAUUCAAGUGUGCCUACUCAAAUGAAUGCAUCUCAAAAUUAAAGGUUUGUGAUGGUAAAGCUCAAUGUGCUGAUCAUUCUGAUGAAUGGAACUGUAAAUUUUUGACAAACAACACAAAUAUCUUACAAGUCAAUUAUCAAGACAAGAUCCUUAAAGUAUGUGGAACUGGAUGGACAAGAGAAUUAUCAGAUAAGGUUUGUCAACAACAUGGAUUCGCAGGUGCUAUUGACUGGAAGAAUAAUGCAAAUUCAGAUAGCAGAGAUGAAAAAUAUCUUGUUGCACAAGACAUGUCAUUAAAUGAUUUUGAAUUCUCCGAGUCAUGUGAUGAUGGCGUAGUUGAGAUUGAAUGUCAAGAAUAUGUUUGCGGAUCAAAUAAAACAAAUCGUGAUGAAGGUGAAUUUUCUGGACUCUCGCUUGUUAUCAACAAAGACUCAACACGACGAUGCAGUGCCAACAUCAUUUCACCACUCUGGGCUAUAACUAGUGCUGCAUGUAUCAAUCAACCUAAUGAAGAUUGGGUUUUGAUUGCUGGAAAUUCAGAAUUAAAUAUGAGUAAGAUCAGCAAGGAUAGUGUCAUCAGUUUAGUCAAUGAAGUCGUCACAUAUCCAGGCAAUGAAUAUGCACUUUUACAUUUAAAACAAGUCUUGAGAUUCAGUGACAACGUAUAUUCAGUGUGUCUUAGACAGCAGCCUUUCCAAGAAAGUAAAGAAUGUCUCACAACUGGAUGGUUAACAAAGCAAGACAAUUCUCUCGAAAAAUACGAAAAGAUAGUGUCAGUUCAAGGUAAUUGCACAUCAAGAACCGAUGAACUUUGUGUCUCACCAAAGAGCGAAACGAGCGGUGAAUGUUAUAAUGAUAGAGGAGCAGCACUUUAUUGCUAUUCAUAUGAUUAUAAGAGAUGGCUACUGAACGGAAUCCAAACACAAGAGAAAGAUUGUGGCGAGAAGCCAGAAGUUUUCACAAGCCUUACAAAAGAAACAGUCGAGUGGAUCAAAAACACGGUUGGAAAUGACCGAAUGUUUCUUUAACUACUCAAACGCAACAUAACAAAGAUUUUUCAGUAAAAUGAUCAGAAGAUGUCUUUCCUUUCUAUUUCGAUAGAGUUUAAAGGCCUUCAUAGCUAGUCACAAAUUAUUAUUUUGUGCCAAUAUCAAUUUUUAAAAAAGAGAAAAAAAUAAUGAUGAAAUUACUAUUGAGUUAUGACUCAAUUUAUCAUGGCAUUUAAUGUCAUAAGAAUGUUAAAACUUUCGAAAAAUUCUAAAAAUUUGAGGAUUAAUCCUGAGUUUCCACGCCUUGUUUUAAGCAGAGAUUGAAGUUGACUCAAAUUUUGAUAAAGUCAAAUCUUUAAAGUUUGAUUCAACUUUGGGCUCUGGUUUUAAGGAAAUGUUUGAGUAUGUACGAGAACUCAGUCCACUUUGUGGUUUUCAAAUGGCUGACGAGUAAGUAGAUACCCUUAAGAUCCCUUAAGUCGAUCUGAUAAGAAGCCUUUUCAUCAGAAUCUCAAUUUCAUUGAAUUGCUUCUCAAACCUCAAAUGACAUAAGCAUUUAAUAACAGCAAAGUUGAGCUGAUAAAGCCUUAAAUAGCACCAUAAGCUUUUAAAAUUGAGAUACCAUUUGAAAAAAAACUGGCUCCUUGACAUUUCCUUAAAUAUCCAGCAUAAACUCCAAUCUUUUAAAAGAAAACAAAUAUUAAAUUUGGAUCAAAAAGAAACUCAAGAAAAAAAACAAUUCAGAAUGAAAAAAAUUCCACCCUUGACUUUUAAGAUUAAGUAUAAAGUUCGUCGUGUAUUUAAAUAAAUUUUUCUCGUAUUAGGUAUAUUAUUGAUGAGUGACAUCAGAGAAAGAACUCAUUAAUUUGUUAGGUUUUGAUGAGAUCAAGUACUUAUUACUAUUUUGCCAUUGUUAAAGUCAUUCCUUUACAUGCUUCUUUUUUGGAACUAUCACUAAAAAGUCAAUAAUCGAUAAAAAAAAGAACUUUGAAGAGCAGCAACACUUUCCACAUUAGUAUUCAUCACAGAGCGUAUUGAACUGCAUUUUAUUAAUAAGUAAUUGAUCUCCAAGUAUAUGAAAAUGAUUAAAUUAAUGUAGUAGUGUUAGUAGAUUAGAACUUAUUAGGUAUCGUUAAGAAAUGAGUGUUUUCAAUAGAAUAUCUGUGGUUUGUUUAAUAUAAAUAUCAAGUAUUUAAGUAACAUUUAUAUCAGUAAACCUCCAAUUCAGUAAUACAUUCCGAUUAAAUAAGUAAGAAUCUUAAAAUUUAAAUUGCAAAAUAAUUUUCCGUAAUCAGUUUUUAAAUCAAAUUUUAAUGGAUUAAUUUCAGACGUUUAUGUUACCAAAUGAUGGGAAAAUUAUGCAAUUAUGGGGAGGUAUCUAAUAUUAGUAAUGAAUAAAGAAGAAUAGUUUCUGUAAAUAAUUUUAUUUUAAACUUUUAUCAUCAUUUCCCGAGUGACACAUUAUGGUAUUGGCAAUUUUAUGGUUGCUUCAAAGUUACUUUAAAUGAUUUGACGUGGAAUCUGAUACUCAUCACUUAUCAACAAAGAAUUAAAACUACGCGUAAGAUGAGACUAAUUAUCAAUCUCAAGAGCCGGUUUAUUAAGUUUGUCCUUGCCAUAUACUAUAGUAUGGCUAGAAUUCACUUAAGGAUAUACCCAAGAAACAUACCUCAUACCUUGAUCUUUGUGAAUCAGAAUAUGUCACCAAUAAAAUCGCAAUUGCCAUAAUCUAUCCCUCGGAUUUACUUAUUGUUGUAAAUAAUUAUCAAGUUUGCCGAUUUGAAAUCAAUAAGAACUUAUUGUCAUUAAAAAAUCUAUGUCUAAUGUACUUAUAAAGCAA
Chironomus riparius is the source of this 7164-nucleotide messenger RNA. NCBI's taxonomy places the organism in Eukaryota, Metazoa, Arthropoda, Insecta, Diptera, Chironomidae. The record is from the annotation of a GenBank genome assembly.